Molecule: messenger RNA, 3285 nt
Organism: Salmo salar (Atlantic salmon)
Lineage: Eukaryota; Metazoa; Chordata; Actinopteri; Salmoniformes; Salmonidae
Product: gamma-sarcoglycan
Biological process (GO): heart contraction; cardiac muscle tissue development
Cellular component (GO): sarcolemma; sarcoglycan complex
Source: RefSeq, a predicted model, not a curated record
UCCUGCUGUAUCAAUGAGCGUUGGCUGCUCGCAGAAAACAUGAUUUGAGAGGGUAAUCAAAAUAAGAAGGGAAGCCCAAGGUAGAGAGAGAGGCACAUUUGAUAUGCAGGAAGUGGGAGCGCCGUCUCAUGGUGAUUAGUUGGGGCAGUUCCAUGGCUAGAUUUAUGGCACGCAGCUGUUGAACGCCUGACAGACAUCCGAGGCAAGGGAUCCACCGCUGCUACCCCUUUUACUGCUGCUUCAGAAGAGCUCUGUUUGCUACCGGAGAGGAAGCUCGUUGUCUCAGCACACAAAGAUGGUGAGGGAGCAGUAUGUCAACACCACCCAGGACAGCAUUGUCCCUGCCCCGGUCCCUGACUCAAUCUAUAAGAUCGGGAUCUACGGUUGGAGGAAGCGCUGCCUCUACCUGUUUGUCCUGCUGCUCAUUAUCAUCCUCACUGUGAACUUUGCCCUUACCAUAUGGAUCCUCCGGGUCAUGUGGUUUAACACGGAAGGGAUGGGACACCUAAAAGUAACAUCGGACGGAGUGAGGCUUGAGGACGGCGAGUCAGAGUUCCUCUUUCCUCUCUACGCCCAAGAGAUCCACUCCAGAGAGGACUCCUCUCUCUUGGUGAACUCGUCUGAAAACGUCACCCUCAAUGCCCGCAAUGAAAAUAAUGAUGUCACAGGAAGUCUCUCUGUAGGUCCAGAUGUGGCCCAGGGAAAUGCACAGAACUUUGUCAUCAGCUCCAACACCAAGACGCUGUUUUCUGCAGAUGACAAAGAGGUGGUUGUUGGGACAGACAAGCUUCGUGUCACAGGUCUAGAAGGUGCCCUGUUUGAACACUCUGUAGAGACGCCCCUGCUCAAAGCUGAGCCCUUCAAAGACUUGAGGCUGGAGUCUCCAACCCGCUCUCUCAGCAUGGAUGCACCAAAGGGAGUCUUUGUCAAAGCACUGGCCGGGAACAUCGAGGCUGCAUCUAACAUGGAUUUUCUAUUGCACUCCAGUGAAGGACUGGUGAUUCUGGAUGCCGAGACGGUGCGUCUGCCUAAUCUCCCCCUGGGACAAGGAGGUGUGUCUGGAAACGCUCAGGGACUCUACGAAGUGUGUGUUUGUCCCAGCGGAAAGCUGUUCCUGUCCAAGGCUGGGGUCACCUCCACGUGCAGUGAAAGCCAAGAGUGCUAGUGAGUGUCUUUGGCAUCAGAUUAUACCCUGGUGAAUGAAAAUGCCUUUAUAUUGGGUACUCUGAAACACUUUCAUAUGAAUCCUCAAAAAGGCAAAAAAAACAACCACAACUUUUCAUAUCCUCCUAAGUAAUUCUUUCAUGGUGCAUUUUAUUGAUGGAAGUUAAAUUUGAGACUAAUUUACUAUGUAACUGAAACAGUGACAUGACAACUUUAUACCACAAUAAGUGGUUUACUCCUGCAGUAUAGUUGUUGAUACUAUCUUAUGUUUACACUGAGUUGAGAUUGUUUGUUUAUUUUAUAAUUAUGGUAUUAUGGCUGGGCAAUGAGGAGCUGGUUAACAGAUUACAUCCUAUGCAAUAUGUUUUUUUUUGUGAUGCAAUAAUAUAGGACUUUGUGUGGGCCCAGUUUCCUCAACCCAGAUGAAGCCUUGUCCACAAUGGAGAAUCUCCCAUUGAAAGUGAUUUUUAGUGUAGGCUUAAUCUGGGGCCGGGAAACCAGCCCUUAGUGUAUUGAUAUGUUGUGCAUAUGAGCAGAAAAGCAUUAUAUGAUCUAGUAUGUAGAUAAGAUGAGUAUACCAAACACUAGGAACACCUUCCUAAUAUUUUUGAUACACACGGGAAACUGUUGUGUGAAAAACCCAGCAGCGUUGCAGUUCUUGAAACAAACCGGUGCGUUUGCCACCUACUACCAUACCCCAUUCAAAGGCACUUUUAAUUAUGUUGUCUUGCCUAUUGACCCUCUGAAUUGCACACAAUCAACGUCUCAAUUGUCUCAAAGCUUAAAAAUCCUUCUUUAACCCCCCCAUCUACACUGAUUUGAAGUGGAUUUGACAUCAAUGAGAGGUCAUAGUUUUCCCAAGUACUUAAUUUCAUCUCACAGUUCACCUGCUGCCACUGUGUUUGUUUUUUUCAUUUAUGCAUUUACUGUGUGAAAUGGUUUUAUAUUGGAGUUUAGAGUAUAGUCAGUCAAACUAAUCAGUAUUAUAAGUAAUAACUUUGUAAUAAUGGGAAAUUAAAGGGACAGUGCAACAUUUUGGCAACUUUUUCUACUUACCCAGUCAGAUGCACUCAUGGAUACCAUUUGUAUGUCUCUGCUGCAGUUUGAAGGAAGUUGAAGGUACUUUCUGGAGCCAUUGCUAACUAGUGCAAUGACUGGAAGUGUACAGGAACAGCAAGCAUGCAUUUUCAACACUCUCUGAAAUGUUCUAUAUUUUGUUUAUCAUUACAUCAUUGUGUUUCGAUCUCCUGUCUUGGUAUAGGCUCUGAAAUGAAAUAGGCUAUGUCGCACUCCUAAUACUAUUGUACUGCAAUACUGUAGCCUACCGUCACAUACUAUCAAGGCUACCGGUCUAUUUACUUUCGAGCAUGCUUGGCUAUUUAAUUAGCGAUUGAUAAAUGGUACCCUACUAUUUGUUGCGAAGCAGAAAAGGAGGCAUCCUGCAAUAUGAUAUAUGAUUUAGGCCUAUAUAAUAAAGGUAAAAUAAACAGACGACACGCUGGUAUGCAAUCUCCUUACCAAUGGCAAAUGCAACUAUUUUAUCAUUAGGCCUACAUUUGAAUGUUUUUAUUUCCCUACCAUCAUUAUAAUUCCUGUGCAUCAAACACCUCCCAUUUUCCCCAAACAAACAAUAAGCCUAUUUGUUGCAAUACAGUUGUGCACACGCAUGGUUUGAGAUUUGCGUGGAGAUAUGCACUUUCCUGUCAUGUUCACAAUUGAUCAAUACCAUCCUUUGCAGAAAAAGUGGCAUACGCAAGGUUUAGAGUAUUUUUUGUGCGCACACACCUUUGAUAAAUGAGGCCCCUGUCGUCUGUGCUCUACUACUUUAGGGAAUAUUUAUUGUACAUUUAGAUUUUAGCAAAAAUGUUAGCUAUCUUGUCACCACUUUGACUCUUACAUAGAUUCUAAUGCAUUACUGUUCACUGUUAACCCAUGUUUUAUGUACGUUUGCUUGUACUUAUACAGCACGGUAUGAAAGUUUUAAAUAUUGUGAAGUUGAGGAUGUUUUGAUAAAUUGUGGAACAUGUGUGCCAGGUUUUGUAUGUUUGAAUAAAACAUUUGUGCUAUUCUUGUAAAAAGCUACUGUCUUUAACAUAAUAAAACGUAUAUCAUUGUUUGAAA